This is a messenger RNA of Dracunculus medinensis (Guinea worm), 1650 nucleotides long. Lineage: Eukaryota; Metazoa; Nematoda; Chromadorea; Rhabditida; Dracunculidae. The record is from the annotation of a GenBank genome assembly.
AUGGAUAUUCAAGCGACUAGACCAGAACUGAGUGACAGGGAAUUAUUAACUCUCUCUGUGAAUGAAAUAAUUUCUCAUUUGAUAAAAGCGCAAAAGGCGGGGACCGAUGUUAAUUUGAAUCGGUUAAAGUGUGUGGUUUCAUCGAAAUAUGGUUUAAGUAGUCAACCCAGAUUGGUGGACAUCAUUGCAGCUGUUCCAGAAGAUUAUAAGCAUGUUCUUCUGCCCAAGCUUAAAGCAAAACCAGUGCGUACAGCUAGUGGAAUUGCUGUUGUAGCAGUAAUGUGUAAGCCACAUCGAUGUCCACAUAUUAACUUCACUGUACCUUUCUCAUUUUCCACUGCAAUUCUUUUUUCAUUUUUCGGUAACAUUUGUGUUUAUUGUCCUGGUGGUCCUGAUUCGGAUUUUGAAUAUAGCAGCCAGUCUUAUACGGGAUAUGAGCCGACAUCUAUGAGAGCAAUUCGAGCACGCUAUAAUCCAUAUUUGCAGACGAAAAGUCGUAUCGCUCAGUUAACACAACUUGGUCAUUCAGUUGAUAAGGUAGAAUUUAUUGUAAUGGGAGGAACUUUCAUGUCGUUAUCAACAGAUUAUCGCGAUUAUUUUAUAAGAAAUCUUCACGAUGCAUUAAGCGGGCAUACCAGUUCUAAUGUUGCUGAGGCAAUUCAAUUCGGUGAAAGAGGUCAUGUUAAAUGUAUUGGUAUAACCAUUGAAACUCGUCCAGAUUAUUGUUUGCCAAGACAUUUGGACGAUAUGCUGUCCUAUGGAUGUACUCGACUUGAAAUUGGAGUGCAGUCAGUCUACGAAGAUAUUGCAAGAGAUACUAAUAGAGGGCAUACAAUCCAAGCAGUAUGUGAAUGCUUUCAUAUGUCGAAAGAUACUGGUUAUAAAAUUGUUAUACACAUGAUGCCUAAUCUUCCAAAUGUCGAUAUCGAUCGCGAUAUGGAACAAUUUAUUGAAUUGUUUGAAAAUCCUGCAUUUAGACCGGAUGGGUUGAAAUUAUAUCCAACACUGGUAAUACGUGGAACAGGUUUAUAUGAAUUGUGGAGGACUGGUCGAUACAAAAGUUAUUCUCCAGAAGUGUUAGUUGAUCUAACAGCACGCAUUCUUUCUCUUAUACCACCUUGGACACGGGUAUACAGAGUUCAAAGAGAUAUACCUAUGCCAUUAGUAUCUAGUGGUGUGGAAUAUGGAAAUCUUCGGGAACUUGCGCUUGCUAGAAUGAAACAGCUCGGCACAACUUGUCGAGAUGUCCGCACUCGAGAAGUCGGUAUUCAGGAAAUUCACAAUAAAGUUCGUCCCUACCAUAUUGAAUUAAUCAGGCGUGAUUAUGUUGCGAAUGGUGGCUGGGAAACUUUUUUAUCUUAUGAAGAUCCUGAGCAGGAUAUUCUUAUUGGUUUAUUACGCUUACGUAAAUGCAGUGAUAAAGUGCACCGUACUGAGUUGAAGGGCAGUGUGUCGAUUGUUCGUGAGCUACAUGUAUAUGGUUCAGUAGUCCCAGUUUCAACUCGCGACCCUUCAAAAUUUCAACACCAAGGUUUCGGUCAGCUAUUGAUGGAAGAAGCCGAAAAUAUUGCAAAGAAUGAACAUCACUCUUCGAAAAUUGCGGUGAUUUCGGGUAUUGGUACUCGCAAUUAUUAUCGGUAUGUUGUUUAA